Aegilops tauschii subsp. strangulata is the source of this 2313-nucleotide messenger RNA. RefSeq lists its product as uncharacterized. Lineage: Eukaryota; Viridiplantae; Streptophyta; Magnoliopsida; Poales; Poaceae. The record is from RefSeq and is a predicted model, not a curated record.
UCAUCGGUAUGAGACAAGAAGCAAUGCUAAGAUGCAACUUUCGCCACUCUAUCAAUCUAAGGAAAGAAGCACAGCGUGUGAAGCGCUGCGACCAUUUCUUGUCAGCGAGAGAUUCUUUGCAAGCCUGAGCUCUUCCAUGUUUCCCUCAGCUUCAGUUCACCUCCCCAGGGAAUUCUUCGUUUCUUGCGGAGACCCAACGCUACCAAAGCAUCUCAGGACGUACUAAUCCAAUCCCUACAAGAACACGUAAACAGAACGAGAUAACAAUCACGUCCGCCUCUCGUCCUCGUCCCGACCGACCCAACGGCAGCAGCAAGCAAUCUGGCCUGCCGGGACCGAUGGGCUGCUCCUCGUCGAAGAACCUCGACGAGGAGGAGGCCGUGAAGACGUGCCACGACCGCCGGAGCUUCGUCAAGAAGGCGAUCGCGCAGCGGGACCUCCUGGCCUCCUCCCACGUCGCCUACCUCCAGUCGCUCCGCCGGGUCUCGCUCGCGCUCUUCUACUGCCUCGCCGAGGACGAGCACCUCUACUUCCUGCAGGACACGGCCGCGCAGUGCACCCACCGCCCGUGCUCGCCGGAGAAGAGGGCCGUCCUCCUCGUCGUCAACCGCCUGAGGCAAGGAGGGGCGCCCGUGCACCCGCUGGUGGGGCGGUGGGACGGCGAGGCUGGAGCUCCAGAGGCCGCCGUGGUUGAUGGGUUCUUCGGCGUGGAUCCUCGGCUCUUCCGUCCCCCGGCGAACGACGUUCCGGUUUCCUCGCCGUCGCACCUGCCGUCGGCGUGGGACGUGUUCUGGGUCGACCCCUUCUCUUCGCUGCCGACCGAUCGCGUGGGCUAUGUGAAUCACAAUCACGGCGUCGAAGAGGUGAGGAAUGCUGAUCAAGAAGAUGGUGAGAUGCUGGAGCUGGAAGAAAUAAGCGAGGAUGGCAGCAAUGGUGAAGACGAAUCAGAGAAGGAGGAGGCGCAUGGUCAUGAGCAGGCAGAGAGAGCGCAGGUAGUAGUGGCGCCAAGGGAGGAAGAAGAGAAGAGGGUGGUGGGUGUGAGCAAGAAGCUGAGGGUGCGGGCGAGCGCCGAGGUCGAGCAGCAGAGCACCCCCGGCCGAUUCACCGUGUUCGUCGACAGGCCGCCGGCGAGCGUGGCGGAGGCCAUGAGGGACAUCAAGGGCCAUUUCUCGAAGAUCGCCGAAACCGCCGCCGAGGUCUCGGUGCUGCUGGAGGUCGUCCCCUACCAGAAGAAAGUUCGACCACCUGCUCAGAGAGGGGACGUCGAGGGGGGCGACGGCGACGAGCAAGUCGGCACCCGUGAAGCCUCGCCGGAGCCAUUCCAGCUCUUCCAGAGCCACAAGGAGAGCCUCGACAGGCUCUACGCGUGGGAGAAGAAGCUCUACGAGGAAGUCAGGGCAGGGGAGCGCGUCCGGCUGUCGUACGAGAAGAAGGUGGCGCAGCUGAGGAGCCAGGACGCCAACGGCGCGGAGCCGUUCGCCAUCGAGAGGACCAGGGCCGCCAUCAGGGACCUCCGGACCAAGCUCAACAUCUCCCUCGCCUCGGUCGACGCCGUGUCCCGGAGGAUCGUCGCCGUCCGCGACGACGAGCUGCUGCCGCAGCUCGCGGAGCUCAUCCGAGGGCUGGCAAGGAUGUGGCGGGUGAUCGGCGACGCGCACCGGGUGAUGAAGCGCACCGCGGACGAGGCGAGCGCGCUCCUCUCAUCCUCGGCUGCCGGGGCGGAGGGAGGCAUCAGGGGCCCGCCGCCGCCGCCGGGGCCGACGCGCGCGGCCACCGCGGCGGGCGCGCUGGCAACGGAGCUCCGCGGCUGGCGCGCGGCACUGGAGGCCUGGGCGGAGUCGCAGCGCGGGUACGCGGCGGCGCUCUGGGGCUGGGCGCGGAGCUGCGUCAAGGACGGCGAGGACAUGCCGCGGCUGAUCGUGGCCUGGGCCCGCGCGGUCGAGGCCGUGGACGUGGACGCGGCGACCCGGGCCGUGGAGGGCGUCGCCGCGGAGGCGGCGGCCAUCGCGGCGGCCGCGAGGCGCCGCAGCAGCAGCGCCGAGGAGGAGCCGCCGAACGAGGAGGAAGGGAAGCGGAGGGUCUGCGUCGGGCUGGCGGCGGCGCUGGGCGCCAUCGCCGAGGCCGGCGGCCUGGCCUCCGCAGCGUACCGCGAGCUGGUGGCCGAGAUGAAUGACAGGGAGCGCGAGGCAGAAAUGGCGGGAAGGGACGACGAGCCGUCCAUCCAAAACAAUCCACCGUAGCCUGUAAAUGAAAUGGCGGGAAAGGGAAGUGUACCGUGUGUAAUCUGUAAAUGAAGCUUACCACUGACUGACA